Oenanthe melanoleuca is the source of this 1389-nucleotide messenger RNA. Its product is annotated as calcium-binding protein P-like. Lineage: Eukaryota; Metazoa; Chordata; Aves; Passeriformes; Muscicapidae. The transcript has a single exon. Bases 1 to 1389 code for a protein of 462 amino acids. The record is from RefSeq and is a predicted model, not a curated record.
AUGAAUCUCACCAGACCCAGGCUUUGGUGUGGGGUGGUCCCUCGGCAGGCAGGAUGUGCAGUGCCCUCAUCCCGGCACAGCGCUCGCAUCCCGGCACAUCCCGGCACAGCCCGCACAUCCCGGUGCAUCCCGCGCAUCCCGCACAUCCCGGCACAGCCCGUUCAUCCCGGCACAGCCCGUUCAUCCCGGCACAUCCCGCGCAUCCCGGCACAGCCCGUUCAUCCCGGCACAGAGCGCAUCCCGGCACAUCCCGCGCAUCCCGGUGCAUCCCGCGCAUCCCGCACAUCCCGGUACAGCCCGUUCAUCCCGGCACAGCCCGCGCAUCCCGGCACAUCCCCCGCAUCCCGGCACAGCCCGUUCAUCCCGGCACAGUGCGGUCAUCCCGGCACAGUGCGGUCAUCCCGGCACAGCCCGCACAUCCCAGCACAUCCCGCGCAUCCCGGCACAGCCCGUUCAUCCCGGCACAGUGCGGUCAUCCCGGCACAGCUCGCACAUCCCGGCGCAUCCCGGCACAUCCCGGCACAGCCCGCGCAUCCUGGCACAGCCCGCGCAUCCCGGCACAGCGCGCACAUCCCGGCACAGCGCGCACAUCCCGCGCAUCCCGCGCAUCCCGGCACAUCCCGGCACAUCCCGGCACAGCCCGCGCAUCCCGGCACAGCCCGCACAUCCCGGCACAGCGCGCACAUCCCGGCACAUCCCGGCACAUCCCGGCACAUCCCGGCACAGCCCGUUCAUCCCGGCACAUCCCGGCACAUCCCGGCACAUCCCGGCACAGCCCGUUCAUCCCGGCACAUCCCGGCACAUCCCGGCACAGCCCGUUCAUCCCGGCACAUCCCGGCACAUCCCGGCACAUCCCGGCACAGCCCGCUCAUCCCGGCACAUCCCGGCACAUCCCGGCACAGCCCGCGCAUCCCGGCACAGCCCGCACAUCCCGGCACAGCGCGCACAUCCCGGCACAUCCCGGCACAUCCCGGCACAUCCCGGCACAGCCCGUUCAUCCCGGCACAUCCCGGCACAUCCCGGCACAGCCCGGCACAGCCCGCUCAUCCCGGCACAUCCCGGCACAUCCCGGCACAGCGCGCACAUCCCGCGCAUCCCGCGCAUCCCGGCACAUCCCGGCACAUCCCGGCACAGCCCGCGCAUCCCGGCACAGCCCGCACAUCCCGGCACAGCGCGCACAUCCCGGCACAUCCCGGCACAGCCCGCGCAUCCCGGCACAGCGCGCAGCAUGCGCGGCUCGGGGCGCUGCGGGGACCGGCCUCAGGAUGGCAGCAGCAGAUGGAGAAAAGCUCCCGACAGCCAGCUCCUACCCAAACUGCAUCCUGGGCUGCUGCAAACAAGCGAAACGCAGGCUUAACGCUGCAGCAACAAACCACAAAAUCAGUUUAG